Messenger RNA from Sitophilus oryzae (rice weevil), 1093 nucleotides. Its product is annotated as protein ALP1-like. The record is from RefSeq and is a predicted model, not a curated record. The transcript has 2 exons. NCBI's taxonomy places the organism in Eukaryota, Metazoa, Arthropoda, Insecta, Coleoptera, Curculionidae. The coding region runs from base 181 to 1020 and encodes 279 amino acids.
AUCAGUUCGUAACCUACAAAUAAACAUCCGACUCCUAUCUCUCCCGAGGAAAAGUUAUGUCUCACAUUAAGGUAUUUAGCCACGGGCGAGUCAUAUCGAUCAUUAGCAUUUUCAUUCAGAAUUUGUCAUAGUUGGAUCAGUAUUAUUGUCCGACAAGUAUUGUCUGCUAUUCGUAACAAGAUGACUGAUAUAGUUAUGCCAGCUCCUACCGAAAAUCAACACAAAAGAAAUGCCCUAGAAUUUUACAAACGCUGGAAUUUUCCAAACUGUUGCAUGGCGAUUGACGGAAAUCAUGUUCGAGUAGUCUGUCCCCCAAACACAGCAUCGCUACAUUUUAAUUACAAAGAAUAUUAUUCUGUAGUUUUGUUAGCCCUUGUCGAUGCUGACUGUAAGUUUGUAGCCAUUGAUGUAGGAGCUUAUGGAGGUGAAGGAGAUGCUGGGGUGUACAGUAAAUCUAAUUUUGGUAAAAAAAUUGUUGCAGGUAGCUUCAGUCUUCCACCACCGGCAGUUCUUCCAAACACAACUACUUUACAGCCCCAUGUUAUCCUUGGAGACAGUGCAUUUACACUUACAGAAACUAUGAUGAAGCCCUAUCCUCAAACUUUAUCUGCAUCUGACACCACAAUUGCAGCAUAUAAUUACCGCCACUGUCGAGCAAGAAGAACUACGGAAAAUGCAUUCGGAAUAUUAAGCCAAUAUUUUAGAAUUUAUUUUACGCCCAUUGGCGUAAAAAACGCCGACACUAUUGAUGAUAUUAUUUUUGCCACCUGCCUUUUACAUAAUGUGCUAAGGGACUCUAAAAUACCAUAUCCAGAAGAAAAUACCCAUUCAAAUCCGCCAAUUCCUGCUGAAACCUUUUCACCUUUAGCGCCUUCUCAGAACAGACGGCCCUCUUUUGCAGCUAGACAUGUUCGUGAAGUUUUUAAAGAUUAUUUUAACAAAGAUGCUGGCAGGGUUGGGUGGCAAAAUAAUAUUAUAAAUCGCACACGAUAUCAUGACGAUGAGCUCUCUUCAAACUAACGUUUUACAUACAUUCAGCAAACAUUUAUUUUAAAUAAUGUGUUAAAUAUUAUGUAUAGAUACAUUCUGCUGC